CAUGCAUUAAAAACUGUGGAUUCCAAUUCCGAAUGAAUUUAAGCCAAAAUAAGAACAUCCAAUCGUUUAAGGCGAAUUUACAAAACCUAAUGGCAAAACUAGAUUGCUCUAUGGAUAUGAUCAAUAUGUAGUUUGUGUUAAGGUUAUUCAUACUGUUAUUAUAACUAGAAGGAUGAAUAGCCAAAAAAGUGCUUAAAGUUAGAGUUCGAAACUAAAUUUGAAAUUCUAAGAUAGCCAGUUUAGAAAAAAGAUGAGGAUGAUGACUCACUUGGACCAAUAAUAGGAAUUCAAUUCAUAAAAGAGAAUGGAGACAUCAAUUAAGUCUAUAAAUUAAAUGCCACUGCUAAAUUAAUACUUGAAUGGAGAUCAUAUUUGAGUCCAAGAAUCAAUUAGUGGCAAUUUCAUCACAUGUUUCGAGUAUAUAAAAAAAUAGGGAAAGGAAAUUUUGCGUCAGUAUUAAUAUUCAUUUUAUACGAGGUCUAUAUGGCGGAAAGAAUAGAGGACGGUGAAGAAAUGGCAAUCAAAGCCUUUGCUAAAUAGGCAGCCUAUGCAGAAGAAAAUGGAAAAGAAGCAAUUCUAAAUGAAUUAGCAAUUAUGAGAUAAUUACGCAACAAACAUCUGAUGAGAAUGUUUGAAGUUUAUGAAACUUCGAAUUCCUUAUAUGUAGCCUUAGAAUUGCUAGAAGGAGGGUCAUUGUAUGAUUUAAUCAAGGAUAAAGUGCCUAUCAAUACAAAACAAAUACAAUAAAUAAUGGUAGGGAUAUUAAUUGGCUUGUAAGAAAUGCAUAAGAAGGAAAUAAUGCAUAGAGACUUAAAGCUUGAAAAUAUACUAUUCAAAACCCCAAAGUAAAUUUAAAUUAGAUAAUAUUAGGAAAAUGGAAUCAGUAGUAAUAGCUGAUUUUGGUUUGGCUACUCAUGUAAACGAGCCGGUUUAUCUCUACUGUAGAUGUGGUACGCCUGGUUAUGUGGCACCUGAAGUCAUUAAUUUAAAGGAUAUGAAAGCUAAAUACUCCUCCAUUUGCGAUAUUUAUAGUUUGGGAUUAGUCUUUUAUUUAUUAUUGACAGGUAAGCCUGCUUUCAAUGGGAAAAGUUAUGCUACCGUAGUCAAACAAAAUAGAGAGGCUAAUAUUGACUUUGAAAUUAAAUCGUUGUAAAUCGUUCCUGCCCCUGCAGUUGAUUUAUUAAAGUAGAUGUUAGAGAAGGAUCCAAAGAAGAGAAUUAAUGCAGAAAAAUGUAUGUAACAUCCCUUCUUAUCUGAAAUGACUAAAGCAAUCAUUGAAGCAGAAAAAGAAGACCAAUAGCAUUUAGACGAGGUUGAUGAGGGCAAUGAACUAAAUAAAAUUAAUGAUGAGUAAACUUUAAUUAUUAUUAUUAUUUAGGUAUUCUAAAUUUGAUGCCAACAGAAAUAUUAAUUCCCCCCUUUAAUCACCAACGCAAUCUCCAGGUCUCAUCAUGUAAAAAUAGGUUCAACAAUAAAAAUAAAUUGAUUCGACUUAGGCAGUUGGAAAUGAUUCACCAUUAUUAAAAGGAAAAGUUGAUUCUAUAGACAGUACAUAAUCCAUUGGAACUCCUAAAAAGAAGAACAAUUAAUAUUAACCAUCACCAUAGAUCAAACCAUCUAGAUUUGCAAAAUAAGCUCAAAAUAACCCUUUGUUAAAAUAUGCAAAAAAAGACUGA
Messenger RNA from Paramecium octaurelia, 1676 nucleotides. The record is from the annotation of a GenBank genome assembly. Lineage: Eukaryota; Ciliophora; Oligohymenophorea; Peniculida; Parameciidae.